AUGAAGAUCUGUUUUUGUACUUUAGGUUGUUUUCCUUGUCAUUUCGACUUUGAAAGUGGAAGUCUUGAUGGCUGGACUAAGUCUGGAACUGCGUUUAAUAAUCAGCCAACCUAUGGGGACAACCCGACAGCACGUGGCAGAGGGCAGCCUGCAAACCAACAGGGAGAUUGGUGGAUUGGAGGUGCGGAAAACCGUCCCAGUCCAAGUUCCCCAGCGGGAUUAUUACAAGGCGACGGACCACAGGGAACUCUCGCAUCUCCACCUUUCACCAUCGCUGCCAGCGGCAAGAUGUCUUUUUUAAUUGGGGGAGGGUGUGACAUUAAUCUCGCUAGAGCGGAGUUGGUUAUAAACAACCAGGUGAACAAGCGCAUUAAAGAUAGAUUUAUAUACACUAAUUACUUUGUCCGCACAAACCUCGUACAGUCAAAAACCAUAUUCAUUCUCGAUUGAGAUUAUCUUCUCUGGUGAAGAGGGCGGAGGGGGGGGGGUCGGGGUCGGGGCUCCCAUAUAUGGGCUAAAUAGGUCAUCAUCAUCAUCAAUCUUUAUUUAUACACGAAAUCGUAUCACUUUUACAUGGUCUUCCUAGGAAUCGUGUGUAAAAUUAUACGAAAAUACUCUAAGAAACUACUUGACUAUAAAGCUAAAAAUACAAAAACUUAUAUUAUAAUAAUAGUUACAAUGAGUCAUAGUGUAUUAGAUUGUCCUUCCCAUGAAAUGAAGUUUUGAAAACAUUUAAACUAGGCAGGUUUCUAAUCUCUGAGGGAAUCUUGUUCCACAGAACAGAUCCUCUGUAGUGUAGGCUCCCUUUUGCAGACUCAGUUCUGGGUCUGAGGACAUAAUAAUUUAACUCCGAAUUUCUAAGAUUGUGGGAGUGUACAUUUGAGGUGUUGGUAAAGAUCCGCCUCAUUUAUCACGGGUAAAGAUCAUUAUGGAUUUUAUACAUUGUCAGAGCCGACUGUUUAAGUCUUACAUAUUCUAACCUUUCCUAGCCAAGCUUAUCCGACAAAAAAAUGGGCGAACCUCAUAGUUAGAAAAGGUGAGAAUUCUAACAACCCAAUUCUGCAUCUUUUGAAAUUUGUCCUCUAGUCCCUUAUUGAUAUUACCAUACACCACUACAGUAAUUACAAUAUGGCAUUACAAGUGCAUUAUACAUAUUCACUCUAAUAUCAAAUGGUAUAAAAUGACUUGCUCCCUUAACAUAACAAGACCAGCGUACAUUUUCUUUAAAACGGGCGCCAGUUCAAAGAUUCAUCAAUUUGAACUCCAAAAGAUUUAUGUUUAAUUACUCUUUCUAACGGUGUAUUAUUAACUUUGACUGUGAAAUCACUGUUUAUUUGAGAUAACUUAAAUUUACUCCCUAUAAGCAUUUAUUUAGUCUUCUUAACAUUCAAAGGUAAUUUGUUUGCUGACAGCCAUGACUGAAUUAAAUUCAUAUCAUAAUUCAUUUUAUAUUCAAGGACACAUGAGUCUUGUGCAGAUGAGGUAAGGGUGAUAUCAUCUGCAUACAUUCUGGGUUUUGAAGACAAAUUACAUGAAGGGAGAUCAUUAAUAUAAAUAGUAAAUAAGAGGGGACCUUUAAUAGAACCCUGUGGAAUACCACAUGUUAUAUUACAGAAAUCAGAUUGAGCUCCAUCAAUAAACGUUCGUUGCUUUCGGUCACAUAUAUAGGACCCGAAACAGUUAAGAGAUUGAGAAUUGACCCCAUAGAGUUUAAGCUUUCCCAGUAGGAUAGCACGAUCCAUGGAGUCAAAGGCUUUUUUCAAGUCCAGGAGUAUCACACCAUGUAAGAGAUUUUUGUCAAUAUUCCAUAGCCAUUCAUUCGUUGCCUCAAUUUUAGCUUUUUCAGUAGAAAACAUAGGUCUGAAGCCAGAUUGUGAUUCAGUUAACAAGUUAUUAUCAUUUAGACAUUCAUAUGGUUGGUGAAAAAACAACUCUUUCAAUUAGUUUACUUUCUACAGGCAGAACUGAGAUAGGUCUGUAGUUGUUAGGAUCAGUCUUGAGGUCCUCUUUAAAUAUUGGCGAAACUCUAGCUCGUUUCCAAGCAUUUGGAAAUAUUCCAGUGGUAAUUGAGAGAUUUAUUAUAAAAGUUAAACUACGAGUAACUGUGGGAGAUGGUAUGUUCCACCAGGCAGGGUAUGGUUUUUGAGGGUCUCUAUCCUCCAUAAGAGUAUCUUUUUUCCCCUUGUUGGCGAUGUGUUCCCGGUGUGACCCAUAGGUAAGGCACCUUAAUUGUAUCUGAUAAGAUUCAAGUGUGUAAAUGCCAAGUUAGAGGAAAAUAAGUCAUCUGAUCCCUUAGCCUAAUAGGAAAGGGUACCUGAAAGCGAUUCAUUGGAGAUUUAUGUGCUACCAUUAGAUUCUUAAUUUUUUUCGUUGAAUAUAUGGUGUCAUUUUUCGGGUUUGGUCCUUAAAUAGGGAACCAACUUUCAUUUGUCUCAUCCUUAAAUAGAAGCUAAUAUUGUCAUGGUUUAAGACCCUGCUCCAGAUGUGGUUUUUGUAUGAGAAGGAUUUUGUUUUUACAUAGCUUCAACUCUAGUUUAUAUUUUGCAGGUGGUGAGAAAAGCAACUGGAAAAUGUACAGAGACUAUGGCUCGUCAGACGUGGGAUGCAAGUGAAUUUGUCGGUCAGAAAGCCUUUCUUCGCUUAGUGGAUACCUACUCUUACGGCUGGGGCCACAUCAACUUUGACGACCUACGCGGAGAUAUAAACUUUGUGUAUUGCAACAUUUAUUAA
Molecule: messenger RNA, 2730 nt
Organism: Porites evermanni
Lineage: Eukaryota; Metazoa; Cnidaria; Anthozoa; Scleractinia; Poritidae
Source: the annotation of a GenBank genome assembly